CGCCCCCGCCCGCGUAGCUCCUCCCGCCGCGGGGCGGGGGCGGCGGCCCGGGCUCUUUAGGGCCUCGCCGCCGCAGCCGCUGCCGUUGCCGCUGCCGCCAUGAAGUGUCACUACGAGGUGCUGGGAGUGAGCUGCGACGCCGGCGAGGAGGAGCUGAAGCGGGCGUACCGCCGGCUGGCGCUGCGCUGGCACCCGGAUAAAAACCUAGAAAACGCGGAGGAAGCAGCAGAGCAGUUCAAGUUAAUCCAGGCAGCGUAUGAUGUUCUCAGUGACCCCCAGGAAAGAGCCUGGUAUGAUAACCACAGGGAAGCUCUGCUGAAAACAGGAGAUCAUGGAGACUAUCAAGAUGAUAGUUUAGAUCUGCUGCCAUACUUCACUGUUAGCUGUUACUCUGGAUAUGGGGAUGAUGAAAAGGGAUUUUUUACAGUCUAUCGACAAGUUUUUGAAAAGGUUGCAAAAGAAGAGAUGGAGUGUAUGACCCAGGGUGCUACUGAGUUAUUCCCUAUGUUUGGAUAUUCCCAAAGUGACUAUGACACGGUAGUCCACCCUUUCUAUGCAUAUUGGCAGAGUUUUUGUACUCAGAAAACCUUUGUUUGGAAAGAAGAAUAUGACACACGACAAGCCACAAACCGCUGGGAGAAACGAGCUAUGGAAAAAGAGAACAAGAAAAGAAGAGAUAAAGCAAAGAGAGAGAGGAAUGAAAUGGUCCGUGAUCUAGUAGCCUUUAUUCGUAGAAGGGAUAAAAGAGUACAAGCUCACAGAAAACUUGUAGAAGAACAAAAUGCAGAAAAAACUAGGAAAGCAGAGGAAUUUCGGAGGCAGCAAAAGCUCAAGCAAGCUAAGCUUGCUGAGCAGUAUAAGGAACAGAGCUGGAUGGCUAUGUCAAAUCUGGAGAGAGAGUUGCAAGAGAUGGAGGCACAAUAUGAGAAGGAAUUUGGAGAUGGAUCAGGUGAUGAAGGUGAAUUAGAACAACAGGAGACAAAAGGCAUUGAAGGCAAACUGCAUGAUGAGACUAAAGGAGCUGAAUUUGUUGACAGACUGUACUGCCCUGCUUGUGACAAAUGGUUAAAAACCAAAAAAGCCAUGAAGAACCAUGAAAAAUCAAAGAAGCAUCGAGAAAUGGUGGCACUGUUACGACAGCAGCUGGAAGAAGAAGAAGGGAAAUUCCCUGUGUCUCUGGAUGAUGCGUGUGGAUUACAUACCAAAGAGGAGGAAGAAACAGAAGACAUGCCCAAGCGGAAACUCUCAAAGAAGCAGAGGAAGAAACAGAAAACAGGGACGAUUUAUGAGGACUCUUGUGAUAAAAGUGCUGAUGAAGAAACAGUUGAACAAAAGGAGGUGCCUGACGUGAACAAGGACAUUGGCUCAGAAGCGGAAUUGCUAGAUGAUGGUCAAAGAUGUGUUGUGUCAGAGGAUGCAAGCACUACAGAAGAUAUCAGCCAAGGAAAAGAGGCAAAAAGUGAAGUGAAAAGCAGUACUAAGCCUAAAGAGAAAAAAGCCAUGGAUGCAAGAAAGUCUGCUAAGUCAUCUUCAGCGCACCCAACAACGAAUGAAGUUCCCAUCUACUGUGUAACCUGCAACAGUGCAUUUCCAUCCCGAAAUAAACUGUUUGAACACCUAAAAGCCACAGGACAUGCAAAAGCGCCACAAGCAACAGCUGCAAGUGAAGCUGAAAACACCAGAAGCAAAAAAGUGAAACGUAAAACCAGAACUUUUUUACAGUGAUCUUAAGAAUCAGACAUGAAAACUCUCCUGAAACUGAAAGGUGCACAUUGCCUGUGUUUGGAGUUAGAGAAGGCAAGUCCUGAUUUUGGAUAAAAUGGAAGAUGCAACAAAAGGAGUAUUAUCUGGUGAAGGAACCUGUGCUUUCUAUUGUUGGCCUUUCUUUAAUGACUGGAUGUGACCUAGCAUCUCAGCAGCCUUUACACUGGGGGUAGGGAAAUAGUAAUUCAAAGCUACUCAGCUUGCAUUCCUGUAGAAACUUGCACAGAUGAAGUACUUGCACAGAGGAAAUAAUAAAUUAUUUUUGCAUUUA
This is a messenger RNA of Tyto alba (common barn owl), 2035 nucleotides long. It is a transcript of the gene DNAJC21, whose product is annotated as DnaJ heat shock protein family (Hsp40) member C21. Gene Ontology annotation, cellular component: cytoplasm. Gene Ontology annotation, molecular function: zinc ion binding; nucleic acid binding. NCBI's taxonomy places the organism in Eukaryota, Metazoa, Chordata, Aves, Strigiformes, Tytonidae. The record is from RefSeq and is a predicted model, not a curated record. Bases 100 to 1725 code for a protein of 541 amino acids. The transcript has 12 exons.